This is a messenger RNA of Tachysurus fulvidraco (yellow catfish), 896 nucleotides long. Its product is annotated as C-C motif chemokine 18-like. NCBI's taxonomy places the organism in Eukaryota, Metazoa, Chordata, Actinopteri, Siluriformes, Bagridae. Gene Ontology annotation, biological process: cellular response to type II interferon; G protein-coupled receptor signaling pathway; chemokine-mediated signaling pathway. The record is from RefSeq and is a predicted model, not a curated record. Gene Ontology annotation, cellular component: extracellular region. Gene Ontology annotation, molecular function: chemokine activity; CCR chemokine receptor binding. The transcript is spliced from 3 exons. Bases 78 to 389 code for a protein of 103 amino acids.
UGAUAUCUGCACUAAUACCAUUCUGCUCCUGACCAUCAAUAUCUUCAUCAUUCUCUUCAACAUCUUCAUCAGCAGUCAUGAUCUCUCGUUCUCUCCUGCUGGUUCUGCUGGUUCUCGCCUGCCUUCAGUCCUUCACAAUUGCUGAUCCUGGAACUGAAGUAGAUCAGUGCUGUUUCAGCUUUCUGACACGACCAAUCCCUGUAAGAGUCAUUACAGCUUAUGCAGUAACAGAUAUUCGGUGUGUAAAACCUGGAGUCAUCUUUACUAAACAAGACGGUCGUCAUGUGUGUGCAGAUCCCUACUUCAAGUGGGUGAAGCAUCACAUGAAGAACAUUGAGGAGCGUCUGUUUAACAGUCUGAACAAACCUACAGAGAGUUCAAAUCCUUAAAGAGUUUAAAUCCUCUCUCCAUUAAUAAGUAAUGAAUAAUUAUUUUAUAAAAUGGACUUUUUACAUAAUCAGACAGGAGAAACAAAGCUUUUAGUUAUAAACUUAAAUAUAAUCUGAUUUAUUCUACAGACUGUUAACAUGAAUUCAUUUACUUUUUAUUUACAUUUCUCUGCUUUAAAAGAAAAUCAUGUUGGUUGCAUUCAAACAUUUAACAAGUUUAUGUACAACAUUAAUAUAUUAAUAUAUGUAACAUACACACAUAUGUCUGAUCAGUGUGUUUGUGUUUUCUCCCAUGUGUGACUUCCCGUUCUGCUGCAAAAUUGAUUUAUUUGUCUUACAUCAUAUAUUUCUCUUUCUCUGUUAAAAUCAUUUUUUCAUGUAAAAUAAUCUGAGUUAUACUUACUGUUUACAAUUCUUGAUUUUUUCUUUCUUUCUCUCUUACUAGUGAUUUGAAUUGUUACAAAAUAGUAGAAGAAUGAAGGUCAAUAAAUAAUCAGUGUAUUAUGA